Messenger RNA from Nematolebias whitei (Rio pearlfish), 2724 nucleotides. Its product is annotated as glutamine-rich protein 1. Lineage: Eukaryota; Metazoa; Chordata; Actinopteri; Cyprinodontiformes; Rivulidae. The transcript has 12 exons. The record is from RefSeq and is a predicted model, not a curated record. Bases 322 to 2523 code for a protein of 733 amino acids.
UUUUGGGAUUAAUUUCCAUGAAUCCGUGCCUUGAUAGAGGUGGAGACACUCAUGUCCACGGACCGCAGCCUGGGAGCUCAGCCUGUAGAAUCGGCAGACGUCAGAAGACACUUCGCCUGCUGGCCGUCGCGGUUCUGGUCUAUCGCGGUGUAACUCCUGCGUUGUGAGUGGGGAUUUCACGGCUUCUUCGUGUGCGCUAUGUAGCGGAGUGUACGGCGUGCUGGUGGUAGCUGUUAGACGUUUGCAGGCUUUUUUUUUAGUUUUAAACACCGUGCCUUGGCGGAAAGGAGAGGAUUUCGUUUUAUUUAAGAUCCAGUGACGAUGAAUGAGCAGGAGGGUGGGGUGGUCUCCUUUGACGAAUAUGUGCGGCAGAAGGCCCGCACUGUGCCUCAGCACAAGAUGAAGGAGUUCCUGGAGUCUCUUGCCAAGGGCCCAGAGGUGCUGCAGGCGUUCAACCAGCAGGAAGGGGUAGCCACCACCACGACCAUGGUGUACCAGCAGCAGGGGCCCAACUGUGUUUACACAGACAGCACAGAGGUGGCUGGAUCUCUCUUGGAGCUGGCCUGUCCAGUGCAGGUGACCUCAACAGAGAUUUCACCCCAAAUGUCUGUGCAUCAAGGAUCUGAGCAGCAACUUCAAGUGCAGGUUCAGAUCCAAGAACAGCAAGGCCAAACGAUUGGGCAGGUUCUUCAGGUGGCCUCCCCCUCUCAGCAGGGCCUGCAGGGAAUCUCAACAGCCCAGUUGGUGCAGCAAGGAGAGCUCACAGAGGAGCAGCAGCAGCAGAUUCAAGCUCAGCUGAUUGCAGCUGUAGCUGGAGGACAGCCCAUCCAGCUUGCAAGCGGCGAGCAUAUCCAGUUGCAAGGGACACAGCAUAUUCAGCUUCCAGGGGGACAGCAGAUUCAACUUCAGGCUGGCCAACAGAUCCAGAUCCAAACCAUAGAGGCCAUGUCUCCUUCCCAGCAACAGGAGUCUCUCAGAGAGGCUGAAAGGAGAUCCGGUGCUGUUGCAACUGUUCUCCAACCAGCUAAGAAGCGCAAGGUGGAUGUACCCCUCGCUGUUUCAUAUGCUGUGCCACAGGGCCAACAGGUAGCCACAGUCCUGACGAUCCCUCAAGGCCAGCAGCAAAGUUACGUGUCCCUCCGACCAGAUCUGCUCACUGUUGACAGUGCUCAGCUGUACAGCACUACAGGAACAAUCACUGGUCCCACAGGUGAGACCUGGACCAUCCCUGUGUACUCCACUCCGCAGCAGCAGGGUGUAACUCACAUUGCCAUACCACAGGAUGCAUAUAGCACAGUGCAGGUUACUACCACCAAUGGCAAAGAUAAGUUGCCCACCGGUUCUGCAAUUAGGUCCACAGAUGUGCAAUCAGCCACCACUGCAACACAGGAAGAAAUCGUACAGACCCUGUUGCCUGCCCAGUUCAUGAACGGGAAUAUUCACAUCCCUGUGGCCGUGCAGACUGUAGGAGGAACCUACAACACCACCCAGUCCGUACACAUAUGGGACCCAAGUCAGCAGAGUCAAGAAGGACAAGAGCAGCAGCUCCAUCUGCAGGCCCAAGUGGAGACGGAGGCUGAUGGCGAACCUCCUGCAGAGAUUCUAGUUCCCAUCUCUCUGAAGCCCGAGGAGGGCCUGGAAGUGUGGCGCCUUUGGGCGAAGCGAAAAAACGCUGAACUAAGCCAGCAGGAAAACACAAAACUUGCACCCAUAGGACGUCGUCAGCCUCUGCGUUUCCAAGAAGACUUGGUUUCCAGUGCUGUUGCAGAGCUGAAUCUGGGUCUUUCCUUUAUGACUCAGGAAGCACGAGGUUCAGAAGAAGAAGAGUUGGCGUCUGAUGUUCUGUAUUACGUGUUCUUGUGCAUACAGAAGUAUCUGUCUGAUAACGGACGUGUGGAUGACAUUUUCUCUGAUCCGUACUACACACGUUUUUGCGAGAGUUUACACAAAAUCUUGCACGACUGGAAACCCAGCAUCCAUCCUUUAGGUUAUGUCAUUCCAAGCCAUGUGACUGAAGAUAUGCUGUGGGAGUGUAAACAGCUUGGUGCACAUUCACCGGCCACAUUGCUUACAACUCUUAUGUACUUCAACACUAAAUAUUUCCACCUGAUGACACCUGAACAGCACAUGAAAGUAGCCUUCUCCAAGGUCUUGAGGCACACUAGGAAGAACCCCACCAAUUCUAAGGACAAGGCAACCAGUAUUCGCUUUCUGAAAGUCCAAAAUCAGCACAGUACCGGACAAAAAGGAACUGAUGACAUGUAUGUAGAGCAGAUUGAAGAUCCAGAGACUCCUCUUCGUUGUCCCAUUAAACUUUAUGACUUUUACCUCUUUAAAUGUCCCCAAAGUGUCAAAGGUCGUAAUGACGUCUACUACAUGACUCCAGAGCCUGUGGUGGCACCAAACAGCCCAAUGUGGUACUCGUCUCAGCCCCUCACAAGUCAGCAAGUGGAAGUCACGCUGGCUCGGAUUAUUGUAGUCCGAGAGAUCCAGGAGAUCAUUAGCUCCGGUCUAGAAAACUAAACCGAGCACUGACUGAACUUCAGACUGACUAUGCAGUACCCACCCUGACUACACUUCUCAAUAGCCAUCAGAUAAAGCUGUCCUUCUGAAACAAUCACUUUUUUUCUGAGGAGAAUAUAAAGAAUGCUUUUGCAAGUUUCAGAGAUUUUUCUCCUAACUUUUCAGCUAAUGGGAUGAACAGUGACUUUCUUCGUUAGAUCU